Messenger RNA from Monoraphidium neglectum, 457 nucleotides. Its product is annotated as Photosystem II stability/assembly factor. The transcript is spliced from 4 exons. Gene Ontology annotation, molecular function: protein binding. The record is from RefSeq and is a predicted model, not a curated record. Lineage: Eukaryota; Viridiplantae; Chlorophyta; Chlorophyceae; Sphaeropleales; Selenastraceae. The annotation marks the transcript as partial.
AUGCAGGUUGACCUGCCUCUUGACGCGGGGGUGGUGCUCCUGGACAUUGGCUUUGCGGGCGACAACCCCAACCACGGCUACGUCCUGGGCACACGCCAGACUCUGCUUGAGACCCUGGACGGCGGCAAGACCUGGGAGAAGCGCACCAUUGAGGCCGCGCGUGACGAGGGCUUCAACUACCGCUUCAACAGCAUCUCCUUCAGCGGCUCUGAGGGCUGGAUCAUCGGCAAGCCCGCCAUCCUGCUGCACACCGCAGACGGCGGCAAGAACUGGGAGCGCAUCCCGCUCAGCAACAAGCUGCCCGGCACGCCGCUGCUGAUCACGGCGCUGGGCAACGGCGCCGCUGAGAUGACGACCGACCAGGGCGCCAUCUAUGUGACUGACAACACCGCCUACACCUGGACGGCCGCGGUGCAGGAGACGGUGGACGCGACCCUCAACCGCACCGUGUCCAGCG